This is a messenger RNA of Neolamprologus brichardi, 849 nucleotides long. The record is from RefSeq and is a predicted model, not a curated record. NCBI's taxonomy places the organism in Eukaryota, Metazoa, Chordata, Actinopteri, Cichliformes, Cichlidae.
AAGACCUCUCCUCCACUGGUACACCAAGCCACAGCACAAGAGCCACCACCUCCACUUCCUCAAACAUCACCCCCACCCUCACCUCAAAUCUCUGCUUCUCAACUUCCUCAGACCUUACCAUCUCCUCCUUUCUCUUCGCUCCCAUCUCAAUCUUGGGAGGAAGUCCUGUGCGACGUUUGCCUUGGGGAAGGUAGGCCGAAGGCGGUCAAAUCCUGCCUGGUGUGUCUGACUUCAUACUGCGAGGAGCAUCUGAAAUGUCACUCAGCCCGCUUCACUAAGCACAAGCUGAUGGAGCCCGUUGCCAACAUGGAGGACAGGAUGUGUCCGAAGCACGAGAGGCUCCUGGAGCUGUUCUGUAAGAAGGAUCAGAUGUGCGUGUGCGUCCUCUGCACCGAGACGGACCACAGGGCUCACUACACAGUCCCUGUGGAGAGAGAAUGGACAGAGAAAAAGGCACAGCUUAAGAGGACAGGAAUAGACGUUCAGCAGAUGAUCCAGGACAGAGUGAAAAAGGUGGAGGAGAUCAAACACUCUGUGGAGCUUAAUAAAGCCAGUGCUCAAAGAGAGAUUGAGGAAAGCAUGCAGGUCUUCUCGGAGCUGGUGCGCUCCAUCCAGAAAACUCAGGCCGAGCUGGUUUUGGUCAUCGAGGAGAAGCAGAGGCAGACGGAGAGGUGGGCUCAAGGCCUCAUUGCUGAACUGGAACAGGAAAUCACUGAGCUAAAGAGGAGGAACACAGAGUUGGAAACCGUUGCUCGGACUGACCACAUUCAUUUCUUAAAGGUGAGAGAGGCUUUGUUUCAGUGCUCAGUGUCGGGGAGCUAAAUUUAAGUUGUGGUACUUGAUAUUUUA